This is a messenger RNA of Chanos chanos (milkfish), 2051 nucleotides long. RefSeq names its product sodium channel and clathrin linker 1 (gene sclt1). Gene Ontology annotation, biological process: cilium assembly; clustering of voltage-gated sodium channels. Lineage: Eukaryota; Metazoa; Chordata; Actinopteri; Gonorynchiformes; Chanidae. The transcript has 21 exons. The coding region runs from base 3 to 2051 and encodes 682 amino acids. Gene Ontology annotation, cellular component: centriole. The record is from RefSeq and is a predicted model, not a curated record.
CAAUGGCAACAGAAAUCGAGUUCCUUCGAGAUCAAGUGUGCAGGCUCAAUACAGCAUUGAGUCGCUAUCAGGAGCAACAUCAUUUUCCCUCCACUCUCACACAGGGAGAAGAGAGAGAGUCGGAAUCUCCCGUGCCUUGGCUUUCAGACAGAGACGUCAUGGCGCCAUUGAUAGCCGAGUACGAUCGACACAUUGCUCAAAUGGAAACACAGCUCAAACAUUACCAGAGGCAGAUGUCAGACGUCAAAGCGAACCUUGAGCAGGUCGUGAGGGAAAAUGAACGUCUGCAUGCGGAGCAGAGGAUGUCCAUUGAGAGACAGCUGCAGUCCUUACCUGCCGGACCGGAGGGAGAAGCCACAACUGACGCCGUCACAGUCAAGAAUCUGGAGGAGCAGCUCAAAUGUUCCGUGGAGGAGAAGGAGCAGGCGCUGCAGAUGUGGCAGACGGCUGCGGAGGAGCUGGAGCGGCUGCAGAAACUCUACCAGAGCACGAUGAGUGACGGACAGAUCCACGCCACAGAACGCCAGCACAUGCAGAAUCAGCUGGCCCAGGUCCAACAGCACGCUCAGAACCUUCAGGCGGCCAAUAAGAAGCUUGAAUUGACGAAUCAGCAGUUUGUCAGGACGGUGACGGAGCAAAGCGCUGAGCUGGAGGAGCUGCGGGGUCAGCUCAGGCAGACCAAGCUGGACUUGAGAACUGCUACAGCCAAAGUAGAGGAGAUGACCAGACUGAUGCAGAACAUGCAGGAUCAGAUGCAGAAGAGAGAGGAUGAUGCAGCAGAGGCUCAUGGGAGAGAGGAAGCGUCCGAUCGCAGACUUCAGCAGUUACAGACAGCGCUGAGUCAGCUGGAGAGCAGGCUGAAGGCAGCGACCCAGGAGGCGGAGGCCGCGCGUAGGGAGAGGACGGUGUGGGAGAGACAGGUGGGGGAGCUCCAGAAUCGCUGCGCCUCCCUGGAGGAGGACAAGUACGAGGCUUACACCAGAGCGCGAGAGUCCAUCCAGCUGGCCGAGGAGGCGGCGCUCCAGAGGGAGCAGGUUCAGUUGAGGGAGAAGCAGAGAGCUGAGGAGGUGGAAAAAAUGAAGGAGGCCAUGAAGCAGCUAGUCCAGGAUGCCGCUCAACGCACCAGAAAAGAGGUGGAGCUGGUGCGGAAGCAGUGUAACGCCCAGAUCCAUCGGCUGGCGGAGGAGCUGUCUGCACUGCAGCUGGAAUGUGCUGAUAAAGAGUGUCAGAUUGAGAGGUCUCACAGAGAGAGGAAAGCUGUGGAGGAGGAGCUGGAGAAGGUGUACAGGGAGGGGCGGUACGGUGAACCAGAGCUGAGGAAGAUGGAGGCUCUACAUCAGAGGUGUCUGAACGCAGAGAGACUGAAAGACGACAUGCACAUCACUCUACAGAGCACCCAGGCCAAGAUGAAAAAGAUGGAGAUGGAGUAUUCAGAGGAACUGUCACGCUGUCAGGAGGAGGUGCGGAGGUUGCAGGGGACCGUAGUGAGCGUGAGAGAAGACUGCAUCAGCGUGAGCGAGGAGAGACUCCAGCUCCAGCAGGAGAACAAGCAACUCCGCAAAGACAUGGAGGAGCUCCGCAAAGCCAGCACGCUCGCCCAGAGGAAAGCCAAACAACAGGUUAGCCACAUGGAGCAGGAGUUCUCUCUGAAGGAGCAGGGUUUGGACGCCAGGCUGCGAGAGCUGGAGGAGAGCAAGAGGAGCUCCAGCGCCGACCUGACACGACUCCUCCUGGCCCAGCAGAAAAGCACCAAACGCUGGAAAGAAGAGGCCAGCAAACUGGCCCAGGCCUUUGAACACAAAGUCAGCAGCCUCAGGUCCGAGCUGAGCCGCCAGAAACAGCGUUCCCAGGAGCUGGAGAUCCAGCUAGAGGCAGAUCACGAGAAACUCCUGGAGUACGAACGUCUGAUGUCGGAGUAUCAGGAGAAGAAUGGACGACUACAGAGGCGUCUGACUCAGGCAGAGCAGAGGGCGUCCAGUGCCUCACAACAGCUCAGCAUCAUCACUCAGAGAAGAAAAGCAGCGUCGCUGAUGGACCUGGAAAGCAUGUGA